UACCUCCAUCACAGAAAGAUGUCUUGCUCCAGCCUGUCCUAUCCAGAAUGCGGGGUGGCCCGUCCCAGUCCAGUGUCUGGCAGCUGCAAUGAGCCGUGCGUUAGGCAGUGCCCUGACUCUGAAGUGAUCAUCAGACCAUCACCAGUUGCCGUAACCCUCCCAGGACCAAUUCUCAGCACUUACCCUCAGCAGAGUGAAGUGGGAGCUGUUGGAGCACCUGUGGUCGGAUCUGGCUAUGGAGGCUCAUUCGGUUUGGGGGGAUUGUAUGGCUAUGGAGGCCAUUAUGGAGGAUUGUAUAGUUACAGGGGAUUAGGUGGUUAUGGGGGGCAUUAUGGCUAUGGUGCACUGGGUGGUUAUGGGGGACUGUGUGGUUAUGGGGGAGGUUAUGGUUACAGGGGAUUAGGUGGUUAUGGAGGAUUAUGCGGUUAUGGGGGAUAUGGCCGUAGGUAUAGCGGUGGAUACUGUGGGCCAUGUUAA
This is a messenger RNA of Gopherus flavomarginatus (Mexican gopher tortoise), 477 nucleotides long. RefSeq names its product claw keratin-like. Lineage: Eukaryota; Metazoa; Chordata; Testudines; Testudinidae. The transcript has a single exon. Gene Ontology annotation, cellular component: intermediate filament. The record is from RefSeq and is a predicted model, not a curated record. Gene Ontology annotation, molecular function: structural constituent of cytoskeleton. Bases 19 to 477 code for a protein of 152 amino acids.